This is a messenger RNA of Aplosporella prunicola CBS 121167, 2544 nucleotides long. RefSeq lists its product as uncharacterized. The coding region runs from base 1 to 2544 and encodes 847 amino acids. Gene Ontology annotation, cellular component: membrane. Gene Ontology annotation, molecular function: cobalt ion transmembrane transporter activity; cobalt ion binding; magnesium ion transmembrane transporter activity. The record is from RefSeq and is a predicted model, not a curated record. The transcript has 5 exons. Gene Ontology annotation, biological process: transmembrane transport; metal ion transport. Lineage: Eukaryota; Fungi; Ascomycota; Dothideomycetes; Botryosphaeriales; Aplosporellaceae.
AUGAGCCGCUACAGGAAGAGCGCACAGGCAUACGAGCAAUUGUCAGGCAACAACGACAGCUUUGACAACGAGCAACGCAGCCGGCGCCCCUCAUGGCUGCACCGCAAGACGAGCCCUGGAGUAGAAUGGCAUGAUAAAUGGACAAAAGAUCGCUGGAAGCAUGGCAGGGUCUUGCUUGUCGACUAUGUCAGUCGAGAACACACCCCCGACGGGCGGCGCAAGAUUGUCGCGCAAGAAUUCCAUGAUGUCGAAGGCCUCCGCAAAUUCUACUCGAACAAGGACUUUGCCACGCAGUCGGCAAUGCGCGUAAUCCACGUACAGAAUGCAUCCUGGGCGACGGCAUUCCUGUUAAAGAAAUUCAACAUCACAUCACAAGAUGAUUUGAUUGGGACGGCUUUCGCGCGCUGGAUCCGGUUUGAGAGGCCGCAGCAGCGCGCUGGCAAGCCCGUCUUGAACGGCAAGACGUUCCCGCAACGGCGCGAUCCCUGGCGCAAGGUGGUGCGCGCGGGCUUCGGCCUGGAUUAUCUACGACACUACGAUGCGCGCAUGUAUGGCAGGGGCCAGGACGAGACCAAUGUCAAGAUGAUGGAGCUGAACAAGUAUGAUAUGUCCGACAAUCCGGUGUACGGCUACGACGUCUUCGUGCAGCGGAUGUCGGUGUACGUGCAGAAGAAGGACCCCCUGGCCUUUUCUCCUGAAGACGCCGAGGUUGACAAUCCCUACAAGGAGGCCGCGGAGGCAGAGAAAUUGGGACACCAGAAUGGCCAGCAGCCAAAUGGUUACAAUGACAAUGACGAACAUCACAGCGGGAAGGAUCAUUAUGUUCCGAACCUCCCAACUCUGGACAAUGGCAACACGAUAAUCAUCUUCGAGCAUUCGCAUUCUGGCGGAGUGACUGAUACACUUAUUGGAGCACGCGAGGAGAUUGAGUCGAGAUGGCGGCGCCUAAUGUUUUAUCUUAAGAGGGAAGAUAUUCUGACAGACGAGCGGUUGUCGCUGGAGUGCAUGGAUCUAAUAUUGAAGGAUAUUUUCAAGGCCCUUGUCUUCUCGUGGGAGAAGUACCUCCGCGCGUGCGAGACGCAUGUCAGCAUACUGGAAGACAAAAUCUAUGACAACCCGGCCGACGAAUCCCGCGCUCCUGAGCUAUGGACGAACUCUUCAUUAUGGCUGAAGGUCGAAAAGCUCUUAUACGUGCAUCUGGACAUUGCCAAGGAGCUUCGACUCUUGAUCAAAGAAAUCAUGGAAGACGACGAGCGGGAAGAGUGGCUUGUCGGCGCGCCUGAGGAGUUUGAAAAACUGGCAAACGCCAUACAGGAGGAUCUGGUCAAGCCUACCAGUAAUCUGAGCGACAUGAUGUACAAAUCUGUCGAAAUCCGCGAUUCUCGACAAUCCCUCCAGCUUGGUACAAGCAUGUGGCGACUAUCGUGGAUAACCUUCAUCUUCCUGCCACUCACCUUCAUCGUUGGCUUCUUUGGCAUGAACGUCGACACCUUCGCGGGUGAAGGUGAAAAUUUACCCAGCAUAAAGUGGUACUUCAUCAGCGCAGUCCCGCUCAUGGUCUUCGUCUUCCUCUUCUGGUACUUCUUCAAGCAUGGAAUUUCCGCCCGUUUACCCGGCCGCGGCUACGACAAUAACGCUCCGAUGCAGCGCGGCGUGUACGAACACCUCUUCCACGAAUGGAACGAAGAGUACUCAAGCUUAUGGUCACGAACCGGGCCGCGCGCAACGGCCGCCGACAAGGGCAUCCGGCCCGGCCUCAUCAACAGGCUAAAAUGGAAGCUGAUCGCGCACUGGUUCAAGCCGGAAAAGACGAUCCGCGUGCGCGGCUACGACCCCCACGAAGACCUCAGCUUCUGGGGCCAAGUCAAGCGCAACCUCGCGCGGCGCUGGCUCUCGGAAAUCGCGCUGUCGAAAGAUGAACGCGCUGCUCGCGUCAGCGGCAGCAUCAGCGGCAGCGGCAGGGCUGGCGGUAGCGCCGGCACCGACGGCACUCACCACCACCACCACCGCUCCUCGCCUGGCGCGUACGACGCUCGUCCAGACGACGUAGACCUGGAAGCUGGGCUUGGGCUCGGGCCCGGGCGGGAGUCCAGACACAGCGAGGCGUCGGUGCGCGAGAGCGCCAUCGCCGAACUCCUGUCGCAGGCGACGCCGGUCGCGCUCGCGGACGCGGACCCCGCCGCGGCGCGGCGGUUCGUGCAGAUGCGGCGGGAGCACUCGGGGGGGAGCGGGCGCAGCAGUAGCCCUGGGCGGGGGAGCCCGAGCCUGGGCAGCGAGGUCAUGGUCGAGGAGAAGGAUGAGGAUGCCGCUGCUGCUGCUGGGAAUGGUGCUAGUGGUGGUGGUGGUGGUGGUGCUGAUUCUGGUGCUGAGGGCGCACGACUGGUGCGCAGGGAGAGUGUGAGGGAGCAGGCGCAGGCGAGGGAGGUCGUGAGGGCUGCAAGGGAGGCGUUGGGUUUGGGCGUCGGGUUGGGACUCGAGACUGGACGGCUGAGCGUCCCGGGUGGGGAGAGGUCGCUGCCGGGGGGAGGGCGGAGUGCGGAGUGA